GCCCUACCCGGAAGAGCCUAUUGUCCGACUCAGAUGGAACAGAUCGCCAACUGUGUGACGCAUGUCCCUCUGGUCCCACUUAGCAUAUUCGGUUUGGUCCGGCUGUAUGGGAAAGCAACCAGUUGGGCUCAGUGUUUCGCAGCUGUUGUGUACGGCACGGCAGUCUGUUGUCUGUUCCUCGCCUCAUCCUCGUUCCAUCUAUGCUCGUUACUGGCCCACGACAGGCUGCUCGAUCUAUUUAGUGUAAUUGCUCCAACUUUCGAGCCAGAACAGUCUUAUUUUUAA
Messenger RNA from Echinostoma caproni, 285 nucleotides. The record is from the annotation of a GenBank genome assembly. NCBI's taxonomy places the organism in Eukaryota, Metazoa, Platyhelminthes, Trematoda, Plagiorchiida, Echinostomatidae.